GUAGUCAGAAUGACAGAGCACAGCCAGAAGCAGAGAAGAGAGAAGCCAAGCCGCCCACACUAAGGAGAGCAGAGGACUACUCACAGGACAUGGCCUCUGAGACCUACAUGCCAGGCCCUCUGUGCCUCAUUGAAAAUGUGAAAGGACAGCUGAAGGUGAAUCAGGAAGCUCUGGAGAUCCUGUCGGCCAUCUCCCAGCCCGUCGUGGUCGUGGCCAUCGUGGGCCUGUACCGCACAGGCAAAUCCUACCUGAUGAACAAGCUGGCUGGGAAGAAAAAGGGCUUCUCUUUGGGGGCCACAGUGCAGUCUCACACCAAAGGAGUCUGGAUGUGGUGCGUGCCUCACCCCAAGGACUCGAAGCGUGCGCUAGUCCUGCUGGACACCGAGGGCCUGGGAGAUGUUGAGAAAGGUGACAAUCAGAAAGACUCCUCGAUCUUCGCCCUAGCGAUUCUGCUGAGUAGCACCUUUGUGUAUAACAGCAUGGGAGCCAUCAGCCAGCAGGCCAUGGACCAACUGCACUAUGUGACUGAACUGACAGAUCAAAUCAGAGCAAAAUCCUCACCCAACACUAGUGAAGUAGAAGAUUCACCUGACUUUGUGAGCUUCUUCCCAGACUUUGUGUGGACCCUGAGAGAUUUCUCCCUGGUAUUAGAAAUAGAUGGAGAGUCCAUCUCUCCAGAUGCCUACCUGGAGAAUUCCCUGAAGCUAAUGCAAGGUACUGGUGAGAAAGUUAAAAAUUAUAAUCUCCCCCGACUCUGCAUCCGCAAGUUCUUCCCAAAGAAGAAAUGCUUUGUCUUCGAUAGAUCCGCUCAUCGAAAGAAGCUGGCCCAGCUGGAGACACUGCAUGAGGAUGAGCUGGACCCGAAAUUCAUGGAACAAGUUGCAGAAUUCUGCUCUUACAUCUUCAGUUCUUCCAGGACUAAAACUCUACUGGGAGGCAUCCAGGUCAACGGACCUCGUCUAGAGACCCUGGUGCAGACCUACGUCAGUGCCAUCAGCAGUGGGGAUCUGCCCUGCAUGGAGAAUGCAGUCCUGGCCCUGGCCCAGAUAGAGAACACAGCUGCAGUGCAGAAGGCCUUGGCGCACUAUGACCAGCAGAUGGGCCAGAAGGUGCAGCUGCCCACAGACACCCUGCAGGAGCUGCUAGACCUGCACAGGGCCUGUGAGAGGGAGGCCAUCAAGAUCUUCAUGAAGCAUUCCUUCAAAGAUGUUGAGCACGUGUUUCAAAAGUCAUUGACCACCCAGCUAGAAGAGAAGUGUGAUAACUUCUGUAAACAGAAUAAGCAAGCAUCAUCAGACCAUUGCUCAGCUUUACUGAAGCGUAUUUUCAGUCCCCUAGAAGAAGAAGUGAAGCAAGGAAUUUACUCAAAACCAGGGGGCUACCGUCUCUUUCUUCAGAAGGUAAAAGACCUGAAGAAAAAGUACUAUGACGAACCCAAGAAGGGGACACAGGCUAAUGAGGUUCUACAAAAAUACAUGGAGUCAAAGAAAGACAUGACUAAUGCCAUUCUUCGGACAAAUCAGAUUCUCUCAAAGAAAGAAAAGGAGAUUGAAGUGCAACGUGUGAAAGCCAAAUCUGCAGAGGCUGCCUCAAAAAUGCUGGAGGAAAUGCAAAGGAAGACUCAGAAGACGUUGGAGCAGAAAGAGAAGCAUCAUCAGGAGCAUGUCAGACAGUUGAACAUGAAGAUGCAGCAGGACAGGGUGCAGAUGCUCAAAGAGCACCAGGUGACUCUGGCUCUCAAACUCCAGGCACAAGACAAGCUGUUAAAGGAAGGACUCCAAAAUGAGAGCAAAAAACUUCAUAAGGAGAUAAAUGACAUCAAAGACAAAAUGAAAAAAAAAAAAAAAAGUCCAUAGUGGAUGUGUCAUACUCUAAAGGCCAAAUGAAACCAGCUUGCCAGUCACCCUUACCUAUUCAGUGCACAAAUAAAACAUCUUUAGAUUUGGAACAAGCAUCCCUUCAGUUAAUGCUACUUAAGUCUUAUAACCACAAAGCCUGCAAAAAUGUGGAAUACAAUGCUUGAAGUCAGCUUCAUCUUCCUUAAAUGAAAUAAGUUUUACACCAAGAUUGAUUUUACCUCUUUAGUAUUUUGAAAAAUAUGAGGCUUCAAUGUGCUAUUUUUAUAUGUGCAUUAGCUUGUUUUCAUAGUUCAAGACCUGCAUUAUUCUUGAUUACACCUCACUCAUCAUCUUAUGUGCUCCUUCCAUUAUCUUAAAAGAGUGACUGUAAGUGUGAUGUUGUCUUUCCAAAUGUGCACCUCCUUCUCCUGGACAUUUGCUUGUCCCUGUCCUCUGGCUGAGCCUGAAAGUCUUGUUGGUCCACCAAAGUAGGAGUAGAAGAGAUGUAUGCACAUCCAAGCAGGAGACUUUAAGGGCUUUUUCUCUUAAGAUGGGCAGGAAUUUGAGUAGAAAUUAUUGUGGGUAGUCUUUCAAAAUCCUAAUUUUUGAUUCUUUUGUGUAAAUGUAAAGAAGUUGGAUAGGUGAAUCAUGCAGUCCUUCUCUUUAAAGUUUUUCAAAAGGACCUUCAUGUUUUUCCAGAGAAGCUAUACAGUUUGACAUUCUGAACAGCAGUGCACAAAGGUUUCAGUUUCUACUAUAUCCUUGUAUUUUUACUUUGUUUUUUAAAUCAUAAUCCAGUUGAAUGAGAUGCUAUGGCAUUUUUAUAAUUUGAAUUUCCUUGAUUAUGAUACAUAAAGUUAAUAUU
Messenger RNA from Octodon degus (degu), 2703 nucleotides. RefSeq names its product guanylate-binding protein 1-like. Gene Ontology annotation, molecular function: GTP binding; GTPase activity. Bases 90 to 1856 code for a protein of 588 amino acids. NCBI's taxonomy places the organism in Eukaryota, Metazoa, Chordata, Mammalia, Rodentia, Octodontidae. The record is from RefSeq and is a predicted model, not a curated record. The transcript is spliced from 11 exons.